CUGUUUACGAAGAAGCGAGCAAAGGAAAAGGAAAAAUAAAAGCGUAUUAAGAUUUCGUGUGCAAAGGAGAGAAAAAUGCUGUAGGCGCAGUGUAAAAUGCAUAUAUUGCUGAUCAAUCGCGUUUGUGAGAUGCUAAAACGCGAAUUCAACUUUAAAUCGGUGCAGAACUUCAAGGUGCAAUAAUAGGAAUACUCGAAUUAUCGAAUAUACCAAAGUGCAAUUGGCCAGUUGAGACUACAACCACAAUAACAACAGCAACAACAGCAACAGCAGUGGAAUAAUAUAAUAACCUUGUGUUUUGUUUUGUAUUUUGUCGAUCAGAAAUCGAAAAUAUUAAUUCAAAAUUAAUCAAGGUGAAAGGUGUUAACAGAUAAAGUGGUAAUAAUAGUAAAAUUGUUAAAAGGAAAACCGUGUUAUAUAGUGUGUGUGUGCGUAGUGCCAGCAAUACAAACGCAAGCAACCAAUACAAGCGCACGGCUAGUUUUCAUAACGAAAGUAACAGCGAUAAAUAAUACAAAACAACAACAACAAAAACAACGAAGAGUCUCAAAAAGUGCUGGAAAAACUCGCGAUAAGAAAAUAUAUAAAGAAAACGGAAAAACAGGAACCUCCACAUCGACAAAUCUUUUUUUUCUGUGUUUUUUGAAUGCUGCUGCAUUUGGAAAUCCGGCGACAAAAUGGUUUCGUUAAUUGAUACAAUCGAAGCGGCAGCCGAGAAACAGAAGCAAUCGGUGGCCACCAAUUCCUCCUCCUCCUCCUCGUUUUCCUCCUCCCCACCAUCUUCGUCUUCUGGCUCCCCAUCUUCUUCCUCAUCUUCUUCAGCCCCAAAAUCCAAUCUCACGGCCAGCGGCAAACCAAAGGAGAAACGAAGGAACAAUGAAAAGCGCAAGGAAAAAUCACGCGAUGCGGCCAGAUGUCGUCGCUCCAAGGAGACGGAGAUUUUCAUGGAGCUCUCGGCGGCUUUGCCAUUGAAAACCGAUGAUGUGAAUCAACUGGACAAGGCCUCCGUGAUGAGGAUCACCAUUGCGUUCCUCAAGAUUCGAGAGAUGCUGCAGUUUGUGCCCAGUUUGCGCGACUGCAAUGAUGCCAUCAAGAAGGACAUAGAAGCUUUGGAGGAUCUAGAUCAGCAGGAGGUCAAGCCCAAGUUGGAAAUGGGCAGCGAGGAUUGGCUAAAUGGAGCCGAGGCCAGAGAGCUCUUGAAGCAGACCAUGGAUGGGUUCCUGCUGGUCCUGUCCCACGAGGGAGAUAUCACUUAUCUGUCAGAGAACGUGGUCGAGUAUCUGGGCAUUACCAAGAUUGACACCCUUGGCCAGCAGAUCUGGGAGUACUCGCACCAGUGCGAUCACGCCGAGAUCAAGGAGGCGCUCAGUCUGAAGCGCGAAAUCGCCGAGAAGGUCAAGGAUGAACCGCAGCAGGAAUCCGGAGUGAGCACCCAUCACCGGGAUCUGUUUGUGCGCUUGAAGUGCACCUUGACCAGUCGCGGACGCAGCAUCAACAUCAAGAGUGCCUCGUAUAAGGUCAUUCACAUCACUGGACACUUGGUGGUCAAUGCCAAGGGCGAACGUCUGCUGAUGGCCAUUGGCCGACCCAUUCCGCAUCCUUCGAACAUUGAGAUACCUUUGGGAACUAGCACUUUCCUAACCAAACACUCCCUCGAUAUGCGUUUCACCUAUGUGGACGACAAAAUGCACGGCUUGUUGGGUUACUCGCCCAAGGAUCUACUGGACACUUCUUUAUACGUCUGCCAGCAUGGAGCUGAUUCCGAACGCCUGAUGGCCACCUUCAAGAGCGUGCUGAGCAAGGGACAGGGUGAAACCUCUCGUUACCGAUUUCUGGGAAAAUAUGGUGGCUAUUGCUGGAUUCUUAGCCAGGCCACGAUUGUCUAUGAUAAACUAAAGCCACAGAGUGUCGUUUGCGUUAACUACGUCAUAAGUAAUCUUGAGAAUAAACAUGAGAUAUACUCACUCGCUCAACAAACGGCGGCAAGUGAGCAAAAGGAACAACAACCAGCUGAAACCGAGAAGGAGCCAGAGAAAGUAGACGCCGAUCUGGAAAUAAUCCUACAGGAGACCAAGGAAACAGUAAAUAAACCAAUACCCAUUGAGGUGGAAGAUAAAUCUCCGGAAAUUGAGAUCAAGGAGACAGAGAAAAUCAACGAGGAAAUAGCUGCACCAGAAAUCGGAAAAAUUACUGCUACAAACAACCCACCACCAGUAAUUGAACAGAUAAAGCAACUGGGCAACGAGAUCAGUCCCUUUAAGCAGAUCCUCCAGGCGGAGUUGUUCAUCAAGCGGGAAAAUCACUCGCCAGGACCGCGAACGAUCACCGCCCAGCUGCUCAGCGGCGGAAAUACCAGCGGAUUGCGUCACGAGGAGAAGCGUCCCAAGUCGGUGACAGCUUCGGUCUUCCGUCCAAGUUCUGCUCCACCUUUGACCCCAACCCCAACCCCACCACCACCACCGCCCGCAGUAGCAGCAGCAGUGCUCUGCAAGAAGACUUUGCCUACGCUCAGCGUGGAGCCCAAUCUGCCGCCCACAACCACCGCCACGGCAGCCAUAAUCUCCUCGAGCAAUCAGCAGUUGCAGAUUCCACAGCCAAGUCAACUGCAGAAUCCACAGCCAACAGCUCAAGAUAUGAAUAAAGGAUUCUGUUCGCUCUUCGCUGACGAUGGACGAGGUCUGACAAUGCUCAAGGAAGAACCCGAUGAUUUGUCCCACCACUUGGCCUCCACCAAUUGCAUUCAGCUGGACGAGAUGACUCCCUUCAGCGACAUGUUGGUUGGCCUCAUGGGCUCCUGCCUGCUGCCCGAGGACAUCAAUUCCCUGGACUCGACCACCUGCUCCACGACGGCCAGUGGCCAGCACUACCAGAGUCCCAACAGCAGCAGCAACAGCAGCAGCAGCGGCAGCAAUUCUGCAGCAGCAACCAGCAAUACCAGCAGCAAUAACAAUAGCUAUGCCAACAGUCCGCUCAGCCCGCUCACACCCACUCCAACGGCAGCUGAAAGGAAUCACAGUCAUCAGCAGCAGCAGCAACACAACCAGCAACAGCAGCAACACAACCAGCAGCAGCAGCAACAGCACCAGCAGCAACAUCAUACCCAGCACCACGACAACAGCAAUAGCAGCAGCAACAUUGAUCCCUUGUUCAACUAUCGCGAGGAAUCGAACGACACAAGUUGCUCGCAGCACCUGCAUUCGCCCAGCAUUACCUCAAAGAGUCCCGAGGACAGCAGCCUGCCAUCGCUUUGCAGUCCCAAUUCGCUGACUCAGGAGGAUGACUUCUCCUUCGAGGACUUUGCCAUGCGGGCGCCCUACAUCCCCAUCGAUGACGAUAUGCCCCUGCUAACGGAGACGGAUCUCAUGUGGUGUCCGCCAGAGGAUCUGCAGGCCAUGGUGCCCAAGGAGAUUGAUGCCAUGCAGCAGCAGUUGCAACAGUUGCAGCAGCAACAUCAUCAGCAGUAUGCCAACAGCAAUACUGUCUACCAGCAACAGCAGCAGCAGCAGCAACAACAGCAGCAGCAUUUCUCCAACUCCCUGUGCUCAUCGCCUGCUUCAACGGUCUCCUCAUUGUCGCCAUCGCCAGUGCAACAUCAUCAGCAGCAGCAACAGGCGGCGGUCUUUACCAGCGAUUCCAGCGAACUGGCAGCAUUGCUGUGCGGAUCCGGAAAUGGAACUCUGUCGAUUCUGGGAGGAAGUGGUGUUACCGUUGCGGAGGAGUGCAACGAGCGACUUCAGCAGCAGCAGCAACAUCAUCAGCAGCAGCAGCAACAAAAUAGCAACGAGUUCAGGACCUUCCAGCAACUGCAGCAGGAGUUGCAGUUGCAGGAGGAGCAGCAGCAACGUCAGCAGCAGCAGCAGCAACAACAGCAGCAGCAGCAACAGCAGCAGCAGUUACUGAGCCUAAGCAUCGAGUGCAAAAAAGAGAAAUACGAUGUGCAAAUGGCAAGCAGUUUAUGUCAUCCCAUGGAGGAUGCAUUUGAGAAUGACUACAGCAAGGAUUCCACCAAUCUGGAUUGCUGGGAUCUGCUGCAGAUGCAGGUGGCGGAGGCGGCUCCCGUGAGUCCCGCGGCUGCCUCAUCGCCGGCUCCCUGCAAGGUGACCACCAUCCAGUUGAUUCAGCAACAGCAGCAAUUGCAGCAACAGCAGCAGAAUAUCAUACUGAAUGCAGUGCCAUUGAUAACCAUACAGAAUAACAAGGUGUUAAUGCAACAGCAGCAGGAGCAGCUGCAGCAGCCUGCCUUGAAAUUGUUGAAUGGAUCCAAGGCCACCAUUCGCCUGGUGGAGACCAAGCCACCCACCGCAACGCAACCUCGGGUGGCCAAGGUGAACCUCAUCCCCCAGCAGCAGCAGCAUGGAAACAAGCGACACCUAAACAGCGCGACAGGAGCAGGAAAUCCAGUGGAAUCGAAGCGACUGAAGAGCGGCGCCACCCUGGAUGUCCAGUCGCCGCAGCUCCUGCAGCAGCUGAUCGGCAAGGAUCCCGUCCAGCAACAAGCCCAAGCAGCCAAGCGAGCGGGCGGCGAGCGAUGGCAACAAUCCGCGGAGAGUAAGCAGCAGAAGCAGCAGCAACAGCAGUCGAACUCGGUGCUCAAGAACCUGCUGGUCAGCGGACGCGAUGCUAGCUCAUCCGAACCCAUGAUGAUCGAUGAUGACAACUCUUUGGAGCAGCAGACGAACCCCCUGGGCAAAUAUGGCUUGCCCCUGCAUUGUCACACCUCCACGUCGGCGGUGUUGAGGGAUUAUCACCACAAUCCGCUGAUCAGUGGCACCAACUUCCAGUUGUCUCCGGUCUUUGGAGGCUCCGAUGCUGGAGGAGGUGAUUGCGAGACUGGGUCAGUGGUUUCCCUGGAUGAUUCAGUGCCACCGGGCUUGACAGCCUGCGAUACGGAUGCCUCCAGCGACAGUGGCAUUGAUGAGAACAGCCUGGUGGAUGGUGCAUCGGGGUCACCACGUAAAAGGGUUACCCUAAUCACCACCUCCAGUGAGCAGCAGGUUGAAACUGCGCCAGCGCCACUUGAUGUGGUGAUCCAGCAGUCGGCGGAGGAGGAACUCGAGGAACUAGGAUGUGGAACCAGCAGCAACGCCCCCAGCAGGAAGACCUCCAUCUCCUUCCUGGACAGCAGCAAUCCGCUCCUGCACACGCCUGCGAUGAUGGACCUGUGCAACGAUGACUACAUCAUGGGCGAGGGUGGCUUCGAGUUCAGCGAGAACCAGUUGGAGCAGGUUCUGGGAUGGCCAGAGAUUUCCUAGGAUCCAUACCAUCCUUGCAUGCACUGCAUUUGAUGGGAGGGCAUUUUUUUUGAGGGAGGAGUAGAAGAAAACAUUGAAAUUAAACUGAGCAUCAAAGCGGAAGCUAACCAAAAGAUUGAUUUUGAGCCUUGCGUGAAUGUUGAAGUCCGCACAACCAACCUGACAAGACCUAUGUAUCCCCACCAACCGAUUCCAGUUUCCCCACCCAGACACUUGACCCCUGAUGACCCCAUGCUAACCGACACACAUUUACAAACAGGAAGGGUUAAUCACACUUGAAUAGUUUUGUAGCCAUGUUAACUGCCUAGAACAGAAGAAUAUAUACACGUAUGUAAUUUAGUCUUAAUGUUUUUCUAUAUGCAAACCGCGUUUACACAACACACAAAAAGGAUGAGGAGCAAAUAGUUAAAGGAGAAGGAGUACCAGUCGAAAGUAAUAACGAUAAACUACAAUAUAAAUUACGAAAAAGAAAAUAUCUUGGAAAAAUGUUCAUAGUUUUUGUUGCUAGAAGGCUCAAAAAGCAAGUUUUUUGGUGAUGGUUGUAUUCUGGUUUUAUAACUUUCAAGCAAAAAAGCUGUGACGGAAAAAAAAAGUUUUUGAACAUGUUUUACAAAUAAAUAUUAAAAAAAAAAACAAAAAAAAAUCACAAAAAAAUGUAUACAUUAAUGUUAAAUUUAGUUUAAGACUUUAAUUUCAAUGUUUUCAAAAUGCUACAAUAAACCUUUGUAGCAAUUAUAAUAUUUUUAAUAUAAUUAAUUUGAACUAAGUAAAUAUUGUACCCGAUUCAGUUGAUCUUAACUUCAGACUAUACUUUUGUGCAUUUCUACAAAUUAACUUUGUGUCAAUCAUUUUAAAUAACUUCUCGAUUUUCGUUUCCCUUUGAGUACCAAUUCUUUAUGUAAAUUAGUUUUAAUUCUCUGUUUAAGGCGCAUCAUACAAAACAAACUGUUUGCUUGCUUAAAUCCAAAUUCAAUCAAUGUUCAGUGUUUUACAACUUGUUUUAAUAUUAAAUAAUUGGCAAAAUAAAUAUAGAAUUCAUUUCGAUGAAAGUUGCAUGCAGAAAA
Messenger RNA from Drosophila takahashii, 6316 nucleotides. It is a transcript of the gene sima, whose product is annotated as HIF-1 transcription factor component sima. Gene Ontology annotation, biological process: regulation of transcription by RNA polymerase II; cellular response to hypoxia. NCBI's taxonomy places the organism in Eukaryota, Metazoa, Arthropoda, Insecta, Diptera, Drosophilidae. Gene Ontology annotation, molecular function: protein dimerization activity; RNA polymerase II transcription regulatory region sequence-specific DNA binding; DNA-binding transcription factor activity, RNA polymerase II-specific. The record is from RefSeq and is a predicted model, not a curated record.